AUGCGUGCUCAGAAGGGGGAAGUUUGUCGGGUGGAAGUCGAGGAGUUCCAGCCACUUCUGUCAAUGGUCGGUCAUCUUGAACCUAAGAAAUUCGACUGUUCCUUUUCAAACGGCGAGGUGAUCUACUACCACGAGGGCAAUCCGUUAACAAACCAUGAUCACGUUCAGGUGACCAUAUUUUUUUUCCGAAACAAUAAUUCUGUCGUACAAACUGUGGAUGUGAUGGUCGACGUGGUGGACGAGCCCCCGGACCGUGUGACAAAAUCGAAUGAUACCGCUGCCCGGCUAAUUUCGGCACGGAUGCGGGACAAACAGACAAAUAGGGUGCAACGUGUGGAAAUCAUUCGUCAGGUGAAUGUGACCAGUUUGAAACCGACCAGUGAUAGUAUCAGUCCGGAAAUUCUGCGAAUCACUUAUGACCCAGUUGAAGAAGACUGUCGUCUGACUUACACGAGCCCCGAAUUCUGGACAGUGGAAACGGAGAGCCCCGAUUCAAGUGGGGCAAUCGGUCCAGAUGGAACAGUGUCUCCCCGAUUUGGUCUACCGUUGGCCGCAGGCAGUGCGGUCGGUGGAGCUCGACGUUGGCCAUUGUUUGGUCAACUGGUUGCAUUUAAUCGCAGCGCGGUUCCUUUUUUCGAUCACGACUGUCAGGAGGCGCUGCUUCAGGGUUAUCGUUAUAUGCACCGGAAAUCUGGCAGCCCGGCUACCGAUCAUAUACCGAUGCAAGUGAGAAUUUGGCGUCGUCUAGCCAAUGGAACACGUCAAGAACAAUGGCGCCAAGGGUUCUUUCUCCCAGUGUCUAUCGUCAACGGUCAACCACUCAAACGCCCAGUGGCUAGAACAUUCCGUCAGGUCAAUGUAUCCCAUAUCGGUGGUAGUCUAUCCAUAUUACCCCGAGACAGUAUCAGUGUGCCGCAUGAUGCAAGUCCCGGACUGGAAUACCUCGAUGUGAAUAUGACUCGAAUGCAGGGCCCGUUACAAGCCCAGGUUGUCAAUUUGCGCGAUCCAACUCGACCGGUAACCAGCUUCCGGUUGGCCGAUUUACGCAAUGGACUGGUUGCGUUACAGUUGUUGAAUUAUGCUGAAUCGCUGGUCAAGGUGUUUAUUAUCACAUUGACUGUGGUCGAUCCGUUCUUUCAAGUCAGUGAACCGAUCAAUUUGAGGAUUGCCACCUUCCUUCAACCGGUGAUUCCAAUCAGUUGGACAGGGGCAAAUAUGGCACGUACGCCCACAUUUCAAGUGUUCAGUCUGCCCCUGUUCACGUACACAGGGGCAAUAAGCCUGGUCCAAAAGCACAACAUUCAAGUGAGUUUGGAAUGUAUUUAUUUGUAG
Molecule: messenger RNA, 1332 nt
Organism: Echinostoma caproni
Lineage: Eukaryota; Metazoa; Platyhelminthes; Trematoda; Plagiorchiida; Echinostomatidae
Source: the annotation of a GenBank genome assembly